AUGGCAGAUGCUUCUGGCUUAUCAGAAGAGAAGAUGCCAGGGAAGGAAAAAGAGAGAGAAAACAUGGAGCGGCAGAACUGGACCAUGGUGACGGAGGUCAUUCUUACAGGGAUCCCGACCACCAGAGCCCUCGGCGGCCUGCUCUUCUCGGUCUUCCUGGCGGCCUACUUGGUGACGGUCCUCGGAAACGCCCUCAUCAUCGUGCUGAUCCUCACAGACGGCAGGCUCCAGUCGCCCAUGUACUUCUUCCUCAGCAACCUCUCCUUCAGCGAGAUGGUGACCACAACCUGUGCCGCCCCCACGCUGCUGGGGGGCUUCCUGCGGGGGAGGAGCAGGGUCUCACUGGGGGGGUGCUCCGCCCAGUCCUAUUUCUACUUCCUGUCUGGGUGCACCGAGUUCGUCCUCUUUGCCGUCAUGUCCUACGACCGCUACGUGGCCAUCUGCAGCCCGCUCCAGUACCCCGCCAUCAUGACCGGCUCCCUCUGCGUCCGUCUCGUGGUCCUCUCCUGGGCAGGUGGCUUUCUCCUCAUCCUCCCGUCCACGGUCCUGAAGGCAGGCCUGCCCUACUGCGGCCCCAACGUCAUCGACCACUUCUUCUGUGACAGCGGCCCCCUCCUGCACCUGGCCUGCGCCGACGUCCGCGCCAUCGAGCUCCUGGACUUCCUCAGCUCCCUGGUCCUGCUGCUCAGCUCCCUCUCGCUCACGGUGGUCUCCUACGUCUACAUCGUCUCCACCAUCCUGAAGAUCCCCUCGCGCCAAGGUCGCCGCAAGGCCUUUGCCACCUGCGCCUCGCACUUCACCGUGGUCUCCAUGGGCUUCGGGAUCUCCAUCUUCGUGUAUGUGCGCCCCUCCCAGAAGAGCAGCCUGCACCUCAACAAGACCCUCUUCAUCCUCUCCAGCUCCUCAUUCCCCUGCAGAACCCCUUCAUCUUCAGCCUUCGGAACGAAACCAUGAAAGACGCACUGAAGGACGCCUUGGCCAGGGGACAGAACUUGCUCAAGGAGAUGAGGUCCAAGUAACAGUUUUGUUACUUAUUUAUUUAAUUUUCUCAAUCUUGAGUCUCUUUUACCUUACUAAUAAUGAUUUCAGAAAAGUCGUGAUAUUUACAAGUGAAUAAAUGGUCUAAGUUAUGAAAAAUCUCCCACAUUGCUACAGCCAUACUGGGUCCAUAUGCAAUUUAAUUUGUAAACUAUGUUACAUUAAUAAGCAUUCUUAUCAUAGGUUAGAGAAAGUGAUGGGAAUGGGGAUGAUUGAAGUAAUAAGAGACUGGGUUAA
Messenger RNA from Tupaia belangeri chinensis (Chinese tree shrew), 1275 nucleotides. Its product is annotated as olfactory receptor 6J1-like. Bases 1 to 954 code for a protein of 317 amino acids. Gene Ontology annotation, biological process: G protein-coupled receptor signaling pathway. The record is from RefSeq and is a predicted model, not a curated record. Lineage: Eukaryota; Metazoa; Chordata; Mammalia; Scandentia; Tupaiidae. Gene Ontology annotation, cellular component: membrane. The transcript has 2 exons. Gene Ontology annotation, molecular function: olfactory receptor activity; G protein-coupled receptor activity.